This is a messenger RNA of Puntigrus tetrazona (Sumatra barb), 2928 nucleotides long. RefSeq names its product nucleotide binding protein-like (gene nubpl). Lineage: Eukaryota; Metazoa; Chordata; Actinopteri; Cypriniformes; Cyprinidae. The transcript is spliced from 11 exons. Gene Ontology annotation, molecular function: 4 iron, 4 sulfur cluster binding; ATP-dependent FeS chaperone activity; ATP binding. Gene Ontology annotation, biological process: mitochondrial respiratory chain complex I assembly; iron-sulfur cluster assembly. The record is from RefSeq and is a predicted model, not a curated record. Gene Ontology annotation, cellular component: mitochondrion. Bases 221 to 1024 code for a protein of 267 amino acids.
GCUUUAUAAGAUGGUUAAGUUACACGGCAGCUACAAAAGGCUUUUGCAAAUAUAUACAUUGUCGUCAAACAUUAUAAGCACGCCGCUUUUGGCUAGCAGAUGUGCUUCUGCGCACCGAAAUAGACACGAAAUCCGCUUCAAGACGCACGAUCUCUCCCCUUUCUCCCUUUAGACUUCGGGUGCCGACGAACGAGCUCUACAGGAGAGACAGAGGCAGCACAUGGCGAGAGGUUUGCCAAAACAGAAACCCAUAGCUGGAGUCAAAGAUGUCAUUGUAGUUGCGUCAGGGAAAGGAGGGGUGGGGAAGUCCACAACAGCAGUGAAUCUCGCUCUUGGACUUAUGGCUAACGAUCAGAGUAAAUCGGUGGGACUUCUCGAUGCUGACGUCUACGGCCCCUCCAUUCCAAAGUUAAUGAACUUAAAAGGUCACCCUGAAUUAACAGACAAGAACUUAAUGAGGCCACUUGUGAAUUUUGGAAUUCCUUGUAUGUCAAUGGGCUUCCUGGUUGAAGAGGUUGCACCUAUAGUGUGGAGGGGUCUGAUGGUGAUGUCAGCUAUUGAGAAACUCAUUAGACAGGUAGAUUGGGGGAAUCUGGAUUACCUUGUGAUUGAUAUGCCACCUGGAACUGGAGAUGUCCAGCUGUCUAUUACUCAGAAUAUUCCUAUAGCUGGUUCUGUAAUCGUGUCUACGCCUCAAGACAUUGCCUUGGUAGAUGCACGAAGAGGAGCGGAGAUGUUCAGAAAGGUCAACGUUCCGGUGCUGGGUCUGGUUCAGAACAUGAGUGUUUUCCAUUGUCCCAAGUGCAAUCAUCAAACACACAUUUUUGGCUUAGAUGGCGCUAAAGAGCUGGCUCAGGCCCUUGGUGUUGGGGUGCUCGGAGACAUUCCUCUUCAUCUCAACAUUAGAGAGAUGUCAGACAAGGGACAGCCCGUGGUUGUGUCAUCCCCUGAUAGUCCAGAAGCCGAGGCUUACAGAAGAGUUGCAGCAGCAGUAGUACAGCGACUAACAGAGCAUCCGAGAUAAAUGAGGAACAUGUAGUUUUGCUGACCUAAGGAAAAUAUCAGUAUUGUAUCGUUAUCUCCUAUUUGUUAACCCGUUUAAAUCGGUAACACGUACUUAUUAGAAUACUAUAAUUUAUGUUCUUUAUUUAUGCACUGACACGCAGUUAAUGUUAUUUAGAGACAUAUUAAUAAAUCAUUUUGGCAAAAAGUAAGCUGUCAUUUUAAUGAAAACAAGAACUCACUGCAGUUAUGAUCAUAUUAUAUGUAAUGUCCUUUUGCUAGUAUAAAUCUCAGAUAUGGAUCUUUUUCCACCAGAAUAGAAAAAGGCACUGGGUCAAAAGGUCGAUAUUGGCGGCUUCAGUCAUUGAUUUUAUUUACUUAAGCAAAGUGUCACUCCACGUUCAUAAAGCUGUUCAAUACAGGUCUUGACCACUUGAUGGCAGCGCAUAUGUUUUCAGACGUCCGAUUGUGCUUUGUUUGAUUUAUAGUGAGAGCUAAAAUAGGUCUUUCACUUAAACUAUGACAGAUUUCCCUCUUUUGACAGUAACACGAUUGGACUCUUCUGUUACUUCACCACAUUUAAUAAAGAUAAACGUUCCUGGUCCAAUAGGAAAAGUGGGAUAAAGUUUUCACGGGAUGAGAAAAACAGGGUCACUUCCUGCAUAUUUUCGCAGCUCCCUUGACUCAGCUGAAACAGCCGUAUUCAGUCCACCCCGGCGUAACACAGGCCAGACAGACCAGUCUGUGAUUCAUCACCGCAAUGAAGCUAUUUUGCUUUCUUUUAGUCUCAAUUGCUUAACUGUUCCCAGAAGACUGACCCCGGGGUUUCAGCUGUACAAUGACCUCAGCUGAAUUUGGACGGUUUCGCAUUUGGUGUUAUUUAUUUUCUCUUUGUUUUCACGAUAAAGAAAGCGUUAUCCCGAUAACAUGCCUUGACUGAUGUCAUUGAGCGCAGGGCUGUGACUCACACUCCCAUGAGCGUGUAAUUGAGGUGUAAACGGCAAAUAAACAUCCACCCGUAUAAAGAUGUAUACGAUGUACAGAGCUGGUGUUUCCGUCCAAGAAAGGGAGUUUUACAACGAACGGACCAUUCAUAAAUCCGAACCUAUAUCAGAUGACCUCCUCUCGUGAAACCUUAUCUGCUUGUGAGACACAUGGGCAUAUUCAGAUAACUUAAUAAGCUACAUGACUGAGCUUGCUUCAGGUAAUUCCCAGCUGGCAAGAAACAGAUUUCUAAAACGGUGUCCUUGUGGCGUUCUCAGUGGCAUUAGAAAUGCAGACUUUGCCCCAUGUGGUAAAUGUGGCUUAUAGCUUCCACUUCCUAAGGCUAUGGGAAAAAAAUCAAUAAUUAAAUGGGAUAGCUGUGCAGCCCAAGAGGACAGAGGGCAGUCUUAUUUCUGUGUCAUCUUUGAUUCAUGAGCAGAUCCCGUUAACAAGAUAAGCUGAGGUGCAAACUAAAGACAUUUAAGGAGAAACCGUUAUCUGUAAAAUGAAUCUCGCUCAAGGACCGUCUCGUCACUGUAAAUAAUUUGAGUUGUGCAAUAUAAAACAGCAGAGUUUUCAAUCAGAUCCUGAUCACAUUAUCAUUAUUAUUACUGCAAAUGGCAUAUGUGGUAAUCUCUGCCUUCUUAUGGUUAGUACGUGAUGAAGUCUUCAUGGCGUAUGUAUUGGCUUUAUGCCUGUAAAUUGGCUGAAGCGGUGAUCUGCACAUGUAUAAUAGAAGAUAAAGAUGUAUAAUUGAUUGAAAUUAUGUAAGGUAUGUGCCUUCUGGGGCCGAGGUUUUUCAAAGGAGCUAAAGUAUACUGUUGGCAUGUAUAAUAAAUCUUCAUUAAUGCUUUAUCUCGAGACCGGAAUCUGAGAAACAUCAGAACACUUUUAGAAAAAAAAAUGUGCAAAAAUUGGACCUUUAGGGGCAUCGCAGUGUCU